GAUAAAAAAUAUAGGUUAAAAGAAUUAUACAUUGUUAGGACGGAUAGAUCAAUGACCCGAAUACAACUUACUUUACGGCAAACAUAAGAAACGACAAACAUUCGGGAUGCAGCGGUGGAAAUGGCACGAGACCGUUUAAAAACGGCUUCAUUAAAAUAAUUAAUUUAAUAGAACAAAAGCACACAAUAAUGUUUUUAAGGUUUUGACUUAUUUUCCAAUGUUUAACCGUAAUGAAAAUAAGUGCUGUACAGGAGACAUAAUUAUUUAAUUGCCAAGUUGAAGCUCAUCGGAACUUAAAGAUUUAAUCAGUGUUAGUUAGUUAACCCUAGUCUCUCAGAGCUAUUUGCGUUAAGUAAGUUAAAUUUUUGAGUUGUCAAAUAAAAGACGGUCUGCGGAGAAAUUAAAAUAAACCCGACUCUUGAUAUGGAGAAGGAACCAUCAGGAGCAUCUAGUACAGACUCAGGAAGCACUGGAGGAUUCGGUCUGUUUGGGUCAACUGGCCCACAGUAUUCAAAGACAGAGCUCGCUGGAGUGCCAUUGACAGGCAUGAGUCGUCUGUCUCCAUACCUUAAUGUGGACCCCAGGUAUCUCUUACAGGACACAGAUGAAUUCAUUUUGCCCACUGGAGCAAAUAAGACGAGAGGACGCUUUGAGCUGGCUUUCUUUACUAUUGGUGGUUGCUGUAUCACAGGUGCUCUAUUUGGAGCCAUGAAUGGACUUAGAAUGGGUUUGUCUGAAACCAGAAACAUGGCUUUGUCCAAACCUCGCAACGUACAGAUCCUGAAUAUGGUGACCCGCCAAGGUGCCACAUGGGCAAAUACUUUGGGCUCAGUAGCUCUGCUCUACAGUGUAUUUGGGGUGGUCAUAGAGAAGGCCAGAGGGGCAGAGGAUGACAUCAACACGAUUGUUGCAGGGACAAUGACUGGUGUACUCUACAAAUCUCCAGGAGGUUUGCGGGGGGCAGCCCGGGGUGGGUUGGUUGGGCUGACCUUUUCUGGACUCUGUGCCCUGUACAAUAACUGGGACCAUCUGAAGGGCUUCUGAGGCAUUUGCUAAAAUCCUGAACAAAUCAUAUUUAACAUAAGAAAUGUAUGGACAUUUAAAUGGUACAAUGUCUUUGAGCUUUAGGUCUUGUCUCUAAAGUAGAAGGAACUGCACUUCAAGCCCAAAUUCCCUUUAUAUUUGAAGCAUGCUUUUAAUAGUCUAAAAUGAUUUAACACUGUUUAAUCUCACCAUGAUGUGCAAUAUUUGACUGAACUAUUGACCAACAAAAUGUAGUAUUGAACAGAGUCUGCAGUAUGAAGCCUGUCAGUGACCCAAAUAUCACAUUGUACAGUAAGAUAUUAUAUCUCGCUUAUCAUGAAAUCGCCCGUUUUAUUUUUUUGUUUGUUUGUUUUCUUUACAUUGAGACUCUUUACUAUUGAUUUCACUUUUCAUGGAAGUAUAAAUGAGUCAUUUUGAUUUAAUACAUUUGGUUAAAUAUUUCACUUGCUGUUCUCCAUCAGUGUGGACUAUUUCAUGAGCUUUUGACAAAUGCAGUUCAGCUUCUACCCAAAUUAUUUUUAUAAAACAUUUCUUUAAUGCGUAAAUUCUGCAGUGCAUUUUGCAAUCAUAAAACUGCUUUUCUAACAUUUUAAUAUAUUUCUUUUUUCAUUUGUGUUUUUAUAUUAAACAUUGUAAAUGUUGUCAAGAACUAAAUUAAACAUUGUAUAUAGGGGCAAAUUACUAGAAAUCAAAUAAAAAAAAAAAUGAAUUAAUCAAAUUACCUAAUAAAUCAAUAAAUGCCCCUUGUAUAGAACUAGUUUGCAUCAGUUUUCAUUUUUUAAUUAUCGGUGGGCACAAGUUUUGUGUCUUUUCAGGGUUAUCGGAAUGUCACUCAAUGACAAUGGGCGAAAAUGAGAAUAUAUAUAUUUACACACAAAUCAGCCACAACAUUAAAACCACCUGCUUAAUAUUGUGUAGGUCACCCUCAUACCACCAAAACAGCACCAACCCGCAUCUCAGAAUAGCAUUCUGAAAUGAUAUUCUUCUCAACACAAUUGUACAGAGUGGUUAUCUGAGUUACUGUAGACUUUGUCAGUUCAAACCAGUCUUACUAUUCUCUGUUGACCUCUCUCAUCAACAAGACAUUU
Molecule: messenger RNA, 2132 nt
Organism: Xyrauchen texanus (razorback sucker)
Lineage: Eukaryota; Metazoa; Chordata; Actinopteri; Cypriniformes; Catostomidae
Product: mitochondrial import inner membrane translocase subunit Tim23-like
Exons: 7
Coding region: 424-1044 (206 amino acids)
Biological process (GO): protein import into mitochondrial matrix
Cellular component (GO): mitochondrial inner membrane; TIM23 mitochondrial import inner membrane translocase complex
Molecular function (GO): transmembrane protein transporter activity
Source: RefSeq, a predicted model, not a curated record